This is a messenger RNA of Piliocolobus tephrosceles (Ugandan red Colobus), 2698 nucleotides long. It is a transcript of the gene STK33, whose product is annotated as serine/threonine kinase 33. Lineage: Eukaryota; Metazoa; Chordata; Mammalia; Primates; Cercopithecidae. The record is from RefSeq and is a predicted model, not a curated record. Gene Ontology annotation, biological process: protein phosphorylation. The transcript is spliced from 14 exons. Gene Ontology annotation, molecular function: protein kinase activity; ATP binding.
GCCGGUCGGCUGGCGACCUCCCAGCGGUCGGACCGGGCUGAACCCGCGGACCCCUCCGAGUGUCUCCCGGGACCCAGCCGUUGGGACCCCAUUUCCCCCGGGUCCGGUAUUUGGGGUGGUCUCUGCCCCAGUUCAUCUCCACCGUCUCACCUCCACCCCAUCUUGGGACGUGAAACUUUUUGAAAGUAUAAAGCGAACUUACUGUAGGGACCUUCGUUGGGGGUUAGUUCUCUGGUGCCACCUUCAGUGCUCUCUGUGGCAGCUCUGCUGCUCACUUCUGGCUUUACUGGGUUUUGGUAUUUAAUUGUUGCUUACCCACACUGGAAAUUUUCACCUGCAGUUUUUCUUCUGCCUAAGCUCUCACGUGUGAAUAUGUGUCUAGUGCAUCCUUAACUUAAGGACUUCACCAGUUCGAAGUUACAGUUUUCACCAUCAACUACCUUAUCUUUUCUGUUCUGGUUUUCUUCCUCAAACAGUGGAAGGAUUUUUAAAGUUGCUUUUGUUGCAGAGUUAAACAAAUGGCUGAUAGUGACUUAGAUAAAAAAUCCAUAGAAUGCCCUGACUGUUCAUCUGCUUCUCAGAAAGAUGUACUUUGUGUGUGUUCCAGCAAAACAAGGGUUCCUCCAGUUUUAGUAGUGGAAAUGUCACAGACGUCAAGCAUUGGUAGUGCAGAGUCUUUAAUUUCACUGGAGAGGAAAAAAGAAAAAAGUAUCAACAGAGACAUAACCUCUGGGAAAGAUUUGCCCUCAAGAACCUCAAAUGUAGAGAGAAAAGCAUCUCAACAACAGUGGUGUCGGGGCAACUUUACAGAAGGGAAAGUUCCUCACAUAAGGAUUGAGAAUGGAGCUGCUAUUGAGGAAAUCUAUACCUUUGGAAGAAUAUUGGGAAAAGGGAGCUUUGGAAUGGUCAUUGAAGCGACAGACAAGGAAACAGAAACGAAGUGGGCAAUUAAAAAAGUGAACAAAGAAAAGUCAGGACCCUCAGCUGUAGGUCUGUUGGAGAUUGCUUGAGGUCCACUCCAGACCCUGCUUAUACAUAAUUUGAUCUCUCUCUCUUAUAUAUAUAUAUAAUGUCAGAAAAUGUACCUUGUGAUGGAGCUUUGUGAGGAUGGAGAACUCAAAGAAAUUCUGGACAGGAAAGGACAUUUCUCAGAGAAUGAGACAAGGUGGAUCAUUCAAAGUCUCGCAUCAGCUAUAGCAUAUCUUCACAAUAAUGAUAUUGUACAUAGAGAUCUGAAACUGGAAAAUAUAAUGGUUAAAAGCAGCCUUAUUGAUGAUAACAAUGAAAUAAACUUAAACAUAAAGGUGACUGAUUUUGGCUUAGCGGUGAAGAAGCAAAGUAGGAGUGAAGCCAUGCUGCAGGCCACAUGUGGGACUCCUAUCUAUAUGGCCCCUGAAGUUAUCAAUGCCCACGACUAUAGCCAGCAGUGUGACAUUUGGAGCAUAGGUGUCAUAAUGUACAUGUUAUUUUGUGGAGAACCACCCUUUUUGGCAAGCUCAGAAGAGAAGCUUUUUGAGUUAAUAAGAAAAGGAGAACUACAUUUUGAAAAUCCAGUCUGGAAUUCCAUAAGUGAUUGUGCUAAAAGUGUUUUGAAACAACUUAUGAAAGUAGAUCCUGCUCACAGAAUCACAGCUAAGGAACUACUAGAUAACCAGUGGUUAACAGGCAAUAAACUUUCUUCCGUGAGACCAACCAAUGUAUUAGAGAUGAUGAAAGAAUGGAAAAAUAACCCAGAAAGUGAUGAGGAAAACACAACAGAAGAGAAGAGUAAUACAUCCACUGAAGAAAAGUUGAAAAGUUACCAACUCUGGGGAAAUGUCCGUGAUGCCAAUUACACUUCAGAUGAAGAGGAGGAAAAACAGUCUACUGCUUAUGAAAAGCAAUUUCCUGCGACCAGUAAGGACAACUAUGACACGUGCAGUUCAAGUUUCACAUCUAACAAACUCCUUCCAGCUGAAAUCAAGGGGGAAAUGGAGAAAACCCCUGUGACUCCAAGCCAAGGAACAGCAACCAAGUAUCCUGCUAAAUCCAGGGCCCUGUCCAGAACCAAGAAGAAACUCUAAGGUUCCCUCCAGUACUGGACGGUACAAAAACAAAGCUGCUGUUGUUAGCACUUUGAUGAGGGGGUAGGAGGGGAAGAGGACAGCCCUAUGCUGAGCUUGUAGCUUUUUAGCUCCGCAGAGCCCCGCCAUGUGUUUGUACCAGCUUAAAAUUGAAGCUAGUUAUCUCCAAAGCAGUGUAAGCUGUACGUGGCAUUAAAGGACAGCCACCAGUAGGCUUGGCUGUGGGCUGCAGGGAAAAUCAACUCAAGAUGUACACGAAGGUUUUUUAGGGGGGCAGAUACCCACAAUUCAAGGUUGUGGGCACACUUGCUCAUUUUUACUUCAAAUUCUUAUGUUUAGGCACAGCUAUUUAUAGGGGAAAACAAGAGGCCAAAUAUGGUAAUGGAGAUUCCAAAUGAUACGUGCACUUUGUACUAGAAGACUUUGUUAGAAAAUUACUAAUAAACUUGCCAUAGGUAUUACAGCAGAAGUGCUUCAUUCACAUGUGUUUGUGAGAUUUUAGGUUGCUAUAGAUUGUUUAAGACAACUUGUUUUAAACAUAGAAAGAUAGGAGAUUUUGUAACUGCUUGCCAUUAACUUGCUGCUAAAUUUUCAAUGUAUUGAUUAAAUCAAUAAAAAACAGAUGUUACUCAGCA